AUGGACUACAUUCUUCACGAGCUCUCAAGGCUCGACCCCGCGGUACCGUUCCGCUGCUCGACCGAUCACCUACAUCACACAUGGGCCAAGACUUUCUUUUCGCGCCCCGAGUUGUACAUUCGUCCACAGACCAUCCCGGAGAUCCAGAAGCUGGUCACUCUAGCUCGCCGAUGUCGUCGCCGUCUCGUGACCGUCGGUAGCGGCCACUCGCCUUCCGAUUUGACUUGCACCUCGUCCUGGCUCGUCAACCUCGAUGAGUUCAAUCGCGUCCUGCACGUCGAUACCUCAACCAACACGGUCACCGUCGAAGCGGGUAUCCGAUUGCACGAACUGGGCAUACAACUGGAGAAGCAUGGCCUGUCACUCGACAAUCUGGGCAGCAUCGAUAGCCAAUCCAUUGCGGGCGUUAUCGCUACCGGCACCCACGGCAGCUCCCUGCGCCAUGGUCUUCUGUCGGAGUGCAUCGAAUCACUCGGCCUAGUGCUCGCCAAUGGCCAACUUGUCCGCUGCAGCCCGACAAACAACCCGGACUUGUUCCGCGCGGGACUGGUGUCGCUCGGAGCGCUCGGAAUUGUCGUCGAAGUCACCUUCAAAGCGACGCCGACCUUCAAUAUUGCCUGGCGCCAGGAGCGGUAUUCCCUGACUCGCGUGCUGAGCGAAUGGUCGACGGGACUGUGGACCUCGCAUGAGUUCGUGCGCGUCUGGUGGUUGCCUUAUGAGAAGGGCGCUAUUGUUUGGCGUGCUGAUAAGACCGAUCUCCCGCUGCGCGCUCCCCCGAGGAACUUCUACGGCGACUCACUUGGCUACCAUAUCUACCAUAAUCUGCUUGCGUUGUCGUCGUAUGUCCCGCGUAUCUUGCCCUGGGUGGAAUGGUUCGUCUUUGGUAUGCAGUACGGCUUCCGGGCUGGGUCGACCGUCACCGAGGCUGUUGAGCCUGGGCGCACAGGUCUCUUGAUGAAUUGCUUGUACUCGCAGUUUGUUAAUGAAUGGGCGCUCCCGCUGGAGAAGGGCCCUGAGGCUAUCGGUCGGCUUUCAGCAUGGCUACACGGCGACAUGGAGACCGCACGCAUCCCCUUCUCCUCUAAGGGACUGUACGUGCACUGUCCAGUCGAGGUGCGAGUCUCUGAUACCUCGCUGAACACCAAACCCCGCCCAUUCCUGGACCCGACAUGCCCUGAUGGCCCGACACUCUACCUCAAUGCAACACUUUACCGUCCCUACCUCCGCGACCCACCGUGCAGAGAACGAUACUACGAAGCAUUCGAAUGGCUGAUGCGACAGAUGGGCGCAAAACCACACUGGGCGAAGAACUUCAACACAUUAGACUCUUCCGAGCUGGGCAAAGCGUACGGCGAAGAAAUGGACUCGUGGAUGAAAGUGCGGGCAGAGGUCGACGCUGACGGGAUGUUCGUGGGCGAAUGGCAUCGGCGCCAUCUGCCCCUGGAAAGCGAGCAGGGCAACGGCGCACCUGACGAGCGGCUGCCUCUCCUCGAGCGCGAGCAAGAGCGCCGCAGGCUGAACCUGGGUGGGGUCGGUGACGGGGUCGAAUGGGUAGGAGAUCGCCGGUGGCAGGGUCAGGCUGAGUCGCGAAAGUCCCCUGCGCUGGAGCUGGAGAAAAGCAUGUACCCAUUAUCGUCAGACCACGCGGCGCCUAGUCCCACCGGCACGGUGACCAGCGAGGAGAGCUUUGAUUUGCUUGCCCGGGGUGAAGCGAGCAUUUUGCUCCCCGAUGGGACUCCGGAGGCGUGA
Messenger RNA from Penicillium paradoxum, 1749 nucleotides. Its product is annotated as D-arabinono-1,4-lactone oxidase. Gene Ontology annotation, molecular function: D-arabinono-1,4-lactone oxidase activity; FAD binding. The transcript has a single exon. The coding region runs from base 1 to 1749 and encodes 582 amino acids. The record is from RefSeq and is a predicted model, not a curated record. NCBI's taxonomy places the organism in Eukaryota, Fungi, Ascomycota, Eurotiomycetes, Eurotiales, Aspergillaceae. Gene Ontology annotation, cellular component: membrane; mitochondrion.